Messenger RNA from Andrographis paniculata, 1312 nucleotides. RefSeq lists its product as uncharacterized. Gene Ontology annotation, biological process: root development; shoot system development. The record is from RefSeq and is a predicted model, not a curated record. The transcript is spliced from 2 exons. Lineage: Eukaryota; Viridiplantae; Streptophyta; Magnoliopsida; Lamiales; Acanthaceae. Bases 190 to 1236 code for a protein of 348 amino acids.
AUUAGACGAAGGUAACGUGGAAAUGCGUAAUGGACUUGAGAAGUGCAAUUAGGGCUUGUGGUGAAAUGGACGCCAUAGAUUGCAAUUGUCGUCUGGAUUGGCUCUACGUGGGCAGGAAACAUUUCUGCAUUUUCUUACGGUUCAUUUGUUCAAGAUCCAUGGGACAAGGAGCCCGUGUGCAGGCAUCUUAUGCAUUAUAUAUUUCAGCAUUUGUGUGACAAUACAGGUGGAAUUUAUUCCUUUUGUUUCUUUAAUCUGCUUGCCUCUCUGUAUAUCUCUAUAUAUAUAUACAUGUACAUUUGCUCAUUUGGGAGAAAAGGCAAGAAGCACUUGACAUCUUAUAUCAAGAAUUCGACACACUUUCAGUCUUUAAUUCUUCUGCUAAAGAUGGCUACUUUCCACACUCGAUCAAACAGUUUUCCAUCACAAUCUCAUCCUGCGAUGGGAUCCGUUGAGGAUCAGCUGAACAGGUUGAAGUCCUCGGAAGCAGCAUCGACAUCAGCCUCUUGUAUAUGUGUAAACUUAGAUGGCCUCAGAAUCUUGCAUGAGGGCAUCGAUGACCUGAUUCAGAUGUCUUCAAUCCAACAAGCUCUUACCCACGAGAAAGGUCAAGAAUUGAUAAAUGGGCUGCUCGAGGGAUCUCUCAAGCUUGUGGAUCUUUGUGGAUUUUCGAAAGAGAUUGUAGGAUCAAUCAAGGAAUCUAUUCAAGUUCUCGAAUCCUCAUUGAGGAGGCAUAAAGGCGAAGCAACCUCAGCAGUUGACUUCAAUUCUUACGUCGCCUCAAGAAACAAGAUCAAGAAGAUGGCCAUCAAGUAUGCCAAGAGUUUGACGAGGUUCAACAAGAAAUCUACAGAAGUCGCAGCCUCAGAUGGUGAUCUUAAUGCAGUUGGAACUAUGCUUAAAGAAGCAGAGGCUCAUGCUUUCUCGGCGCUAAGAUCUGUAUUGAUGCUUGUGUCCGGGGAAAAGGAAAAAUUGAACCAAAGAAACUGGUCAUUCCUUUCAAAGUUAACAAAGACCAGCCGUGUGCAUUCAGAAGUCGAGCAAGAAAGCAGCGUCAAUGAUUUGUUUAACAUUCCCAAGUCACAAAAAGGCGUAGAUGGCAUUAAUCUGCAGAAUACAUUGAAGCAGUUGAGAGCAUCAGAAUUAAUGAUUCAGGAACUUGAAGAGGGAUUGGAAGCCCUGUUUAGAAGUUUAGUCAAAACUCGGGUUUCUCUCCUCAAUGUUCUUAGUCAUUAGACCUGUUUAUACUCCUGUACAUAUCCAAAGAAUCAAUACAGAUACUUGAUCAAUACAAUUCAGUACUUGAAUUAUU